AUGGAAUCUGCUCUGUCUCUUGCCACGGUCCAUCUGCACCUGAACACAAACAGCUAUGACGACAACAGUGGCGUCAACAGCUGGAGCGGCACCCCAGAUGAAUUUAACACCCGGCCAGUCAAUCAGACAUUCCCAAUCCAUGGGCGAAUGCACAGCAUCCUGCUGGGUGUCUCUCUGGGCUCCCUUUCUCUCAUCACUACUGUAAUGAACAUGCUCGUUCUUUAUGCUGUGAAAAGAGAGAAAAGCUUGCACACAGUCGGUAAUCUUUACGUUGUAAGCCUCUCAGUGGCUGAUUUGAUCGUUGGAACCACUGUGAUGCCACUUAACCUAGUGUAUCUGCUGGAGGACGAAUGGAAGUUGGGCAGGGCCAUCUGCCAGUUUUGGCUGAUUAUGGAUUAUGUAGCAAGUACAGCUUCAAUAUUUAGUUUGUUUAUCCUCUGUCUGGAUCGGUAUCGUUCUGUCAGACAGCCACUCAAGUACCUGAAGUAUCGAACAAGAGGGAAAGCAAGCGCAAUGAUAUCCGGAGCCUGGUUGCUGUCUAUGUUGUGGAUUUUCCCCAUUUUAGGAUGGAGGUCUUUCACCCAUGUAGAACUUAAACCGGAAGAGGAAAAACAGUGUGACACCGAUUUCCGCUUCGUCACGUGGUUUAAAGUGAUCACCGCUGUCUUCAAUUUUUAUGUUCCGUCAGUUUUAAUGCUUUGGUUUUACACACACAUCUACUUGGCAGUAAGGCAACAUCUGCGCGAUAGAGAGAGGAUCAUUCAUCCAACUGAUUCAUUUGGUGAAAAGGACAUUGAGCAAAAUGCUGGAUCAUCAAACAACUCCAAAUCCCAGGAGAAGGAAUGUGAGGCUCCAGAUAAACUUUUAAGACAGCAGCUUGACCUCAAACUUCUUGAGCAGACUUACUCUCUUGAGGAAAUUGAUAGAACCAAAAAGUCCCUUUGUAGAUCCCACCGUAAAAUUGGUGCGCAAUGUCCUGAGUCAGGUUUGCUUGGCAUGACAGCAAAGGAACACAAAAUAUCUACAAAACCAGGUAGAGAAUCCUUAUCCAAUAAGGAGAAGAGCCAGGAUGCUGCAGUUCCACUCAGUUCACAUUGUUCACAACCAGAAAAUUCAGGUGGAAACCAGGAAUCGUCUUUAAAUGAAUGUUGCGUAACAGUACCAAACACUGUAAGAGGUGUUUGUGAUAUCAACCAGGUGCAGAGGUACACGCCUGUACUUGGCAACAACCACAACCCCAGCGGCUCUCUUCCCUGGUCUAAUGAAACCGAUGGUGCCGAGAUAGACCCGGCUAAUGAGGUGACACUGAGACAGACAUGGCAAAGGUUUGUCGAAAUGUCCUGUGAGAGACUCCAGAGCCUGAGGAUCCACAAGGAGCACAAGGCGGCCAGGCAAUUGGGCUUCAUCAUUGCAGCUUUCCUGCUGUGUUGGAUACCAUACUUCAUAGUCUUCAUGGUCAUGGCGUUCUGUAGAGAGUGUGUCCACCAUGACCUGCACAUGUUCACGAUAUGGCUAGGUUACAUCAACUCCACUCUCAACCCUUUCAUUUACCCAAUGUGCAAUAGGAAUUUUAAACGAGUCUUCAAAAAUAUUCUGCAUAUACAUUUUUGA
Nerophis lumbriciformis (worm pipefish) is the source of this 1611-nucleotide messenger RNA. The record is from RefSeq and is a predicted model, not a curated record. Lineage: Eukaryota; Metazoa; Chordata; Actinopteri; Syngnathiformes; Syngnathidae.